This is a messenger RNA of Somion occarium, 1964 nucleotides long. NCBI's taxonomy places the organism in Eukaryota, Fungi, Basidiomycota, Agaricomycetes, Polyporales, Cerrenaceae. The record is from the annotation of a GenBank genome assembly.
GCUGAGACUCUUACAUUUCUCUUUUUUGAGCUUGCUGAUAUCAUGCAUCUUGAUUCCCAGAACAAAGUCUUCCAUGAUUUUUUUCAUGUAAUGAGGCUUGCGUACGGCGUUUCCACGGAAGCAGAUGCCAGAAAUAGCAGCCAAGCAUGCGACGACGGGCGUUGUCUCCGUCUGGGUACUGAGUCGUACGCUCAGCCGCACUCUUCGCAGUGAAGUUCUCGUCCCAGGCUGUCGUGAUGUACUCCUGCUUAUAGUUCUCGCGCUACAGCUGUUUUCUGUCGUACUGCUUUCCCCCGUUUUCGUGUUCUUCAUAUCCUACAUCCCCACAUCCUACUCCGCGGCUCCACAAAACAUGGCCAGGCAACGGUUUGGCUCCCUAUUCGCGUUCCUGCUCUAUUCCCUCGUGUUUCCCUUUGUCAAUUCACAAGCACUUACCAAUGAUCAAAUAGACCAAGUGAAAACUCGCCUUGCUGAGGGUGCGAGACAGAGCUGGGAACUAGGCACGCGUGCACAAGCUCUCAUCGAGUACGACGUGCCAUUCUACUCGGUCUUGAAUGACACGUCUCUACCACCUCCCCAAGAUGGCCCAGCUGGCCAGCUUUCGGAAGUCUUCAGUAUUGUCCAGGAUGUCGUCGGCAAUCGCUCCCGAUCGAAUGACGAUAUUCAGGGUCCUCAGCCGUUCAUGCAGGAUGGCUCUGCAGCUGAUCCUGCAAGUCUCGGAGUGGCUGUUCUUCUCGCCAAUUGGACGGGUCUUUCAUCUUCGGACGGACUUGAUUAUGCUGGAGCAGCUCAAGACCAGCUUAAUUACCUCCUAAACGAAGUCCCUCGAACUAGUGAUGGUGCCAUAAGCCACCGAGUGUCUCAGGUACAGCUCUGGUCGGACUUUGUGUACAUGGUUCCGCCAUUCCUGGCGUACUAUGGUGUCCUUACCGAUAACCAGACCUUAGUUCGAGAGGCGUACAACCAGAUCAAGCUGUACAGGGACUACUUGCGAGAUGAUGGCGCCAAUGGGCUAUGGAAGCAUGUGCUCCUUGGGUCAUCUGGAAACGAUGAAGGACAUUGGUCUACGGGGAAUGCAUGGGCAGCGGCAGGAAUGUUACGUGUCCUUGGUACCAUCCAGCAUUCACCAUUCCCUAAAAGUUUCAAGAACGAGCAGAAAGACUUACAGAAAUGGGUGACGGAGAUCAUGGAUGGAAUGUAUCCUUGGCUGCAACCCAGUGGCUUAUUUAGGAACUACGCCGACAACAAUUCGACUUUCGAAGAUGCUUCAUCUACAGCUCUCCUUACAAGUGCUGUUUACCGACACUCCCUCCUAUCAGGUGUUCAUAGACACCUUCCUGAUGCCGAGAGAUCUCGACAAGCGCUCUCUGCUCCAGCCAAUUCUUCCAACCCGCCUGCGCCUAACAACUCGAAUUCGUCUCUAGUCCACUUCACAUCGAACAUGUGGCUCACUCCUGUCGUUAAUCCCCACUCAUACGGCGUCCAGGGCAGGGAGAGUCCAGAAGGUCAAGCAUUUGUCGUCGAGAUGCAGGCUGCAUGGAGGGAUUGGGUGAAUGAUGGAAGCAAGGGUGCGAAUGGUGCUCUUAAAACUGGCGGAAGUCCAAACGCCAUUGCUGUUGCGGUGGCUGCGAUACUGGCAUUACGACUCUGGUAGAUGGACAGCGGUGUUCUCGUCUUGGAUGCUUCAUGACUGGACAUGUUGUCGAUCUACUUAUUCUAGAUGUUGCUUACCCACAUCGUAGAUAUUAUUUUUGCUUCAUUUGUUUGAACUGAACUGUUGUACACUUGGAUUACUAUGUAAAUGUAGAUUAGUUGUCUUCGCUUACUUACUCUCACAUCUCUGCAGAUCAUACUAAUGUUUUUAGUAUACAAGAGGUUGACAUAUCUUUUGUCUUGGUUCUGUCGAAUUUGCUAUGAAGUUUAGGCCUAUAGGUUAGAUCAACAAUCGUUAUAGUGAUUGGAUG